AUGGAUGGAAACCCCCCUCUUGAUGGCCUGCGGGCUAUAGAACUCGCUGGACUGGCUCCUGGUUAGUUCUUAAUAUACUAUGCCAUUUUAUAGAAGUCGGCUCAGACUGUUUGAGUCCUUCUCUGACUACUUCCAAACAGGGCCGUUCUGUGGCCAGCUACUCUCCUCCAACGGGGCAAGUGUUCUUCGUAUAGAUCGCUCGACAGAGUCAGUCAACCAGGACAUUCUAACUUCGCGAAAGUCGUCUGUCUCUCUGGACCUGAAGAUUCCAGGUUGCAUAAAGCUUCUUAAGAUUCUCCUUCAAGAAACCGAUGUCCUCAUAGACCCCUAUAGGCCAGGGGUCCUUGAAAGACUAGGGCUUAGUCCGACAACACUUUUAGAUUCAUACCCACGCUUGAUCAUUCUUCGGAUGACUGGGUUCCGAAGAGAUGGCCCAUACAAAGACAUGGCUGGCCACGACAUCAACUACCUAGCAGUGUCCGGUGUACUAAGUAUGCUCGGGGCCCAAGGUGAGCCCCCACUGCCACCUGCCAAUAUGCUCGGCGACUACGCUGGUGGGGGCUUGGUAGCGUUCGCUGGUGUGUUGCUGGCCCUCAUCCACCGGAGCUUCAGCGGAAAAGGCCAGGUUGUCGAAGCCAACAUGGUCGAUGGAGCUUCUUAUAUUGGAACGGUUCCGCGGCUAAGGACCAAGGAGCCUGUCUGGAUGUUUGAGCGCGGGACAAACCUGUUAGAUGGCGGCUGCCCUUACUACCGCUGUUAUGAAUGCAAAGACAUGGGAAAGUACAUGUCAGUGGGGGCCCUAGAGCCCCAAUUCUUCGAAAAGUUGCUCCAAGGAUUGGGCUUGACGCUGGACCAGGUUGUCCCCAAGGGGUUAUCACGGGAGGAUAAGAAUUCAUGGCCGCAUAUGCAAGCCGUCUCCAGGAAAAUUUCAAGACGAAGACACGAAUGGAAUGGGAGCACGUGUUUUUGGGCAAAGACGCCUGUGUUACUCCCGUGCUAG
Clonostachys solani is the source of this 1000-nucleotide messenger RNA. NCBI's taxonomy places the organism in Eukaryota, Fungi, Ascomycota, Sordariomycetes, Hypocreales, Bionectriaceae. The record is from the annotation of a GenBank genome assembly.